AUGCGAGUUGAAGGAAUCAACCGCAGCGUAAGAGACGCAAAAACUCAGGCCGCUGCCAGGAAUCAGGAUGCAUUCGGAAUCAUGAUGAUAUCCCAUGGGGAAGAUUUUGGAGAUGAUUCUGCUUUCGGGACGUCACUGGUAAAGGCCAUCGCAAAGUUGCCACCCUGCAGGAAGCGUACGCCCAUCACCUCUCGCCAGAACUUCAUUCAUGAUAUCAAGGAUUAUGAACACCAGCGGAAGAAACCUGGUAGGAGUCGGACUCGGAGAACGGUCAAAAGGCAGCAUGAAAGAGAGAGGCAGGAGGCGGAGGAUGGGAUGAGCUCCAACGGAAGCUGCCCGCGCUACGAAGAAAAUUGCGACGACGUGGACUCUCGCAUGCAGGUUAUUCAAGAAAACGAGACAACGAAGUUUUUGAAUCUCGAGCUCAAUUUCACCAAGCAGUACAUACUACAAAGUGUUGGAGGGUGUGAAAGCGAACUGAUAUUCAGAUCCACUCUGGCGCAGUUCGAGACUCAACACAAGAGCGUUCAUCCUCAUGUCUUUUCACGCAUCAUCGAAGAUGGUAAAUUGCAUUCCGUGCGCUCCACGCGGUCUAGGAUGUCCAAUGCGUCUGGCGCAGUAGCUUCCUCCGACGGUUCUGUUGAGGGUCAUUCGCCCUCCUUCCCUACCCGCCGGGUAGCCGGACGCAGGCAAUAA
Suillus paluster is the source of this 696-nucleotide messenger RNA. RefSeq lists its product as uncharacterized. NCBI's taxonomy places the organism in Eukaryota, Fungi, Basidiomycota, Agaricomycetes, Boletales, Suillaceae. The transcript has 5 exons. The coding region runs from base 1 to 696 and encodes 231 amino acids. The record is from RefSeq and is a predicted model, not a curated record.